GCUUCAGCCCGUCCGCGAAGUUUGUUUCGUUUGUGCAAACGGGAGGGCAGCGUGUGCAUGGUUUUCUCGUUUUGCAGUUGCUUCUCUUGCCUCGAAUACAGCAAGGCACCCGGGUCACUGUGCCGGGCCCGGGCUGGGCAGAAGUGCGGGUUCGGGUGCUGCGGCUUUGGGCUGGCCCUCGAGCAGUCCCAGCGUGGAGGAGCAAAGAGUCUCCUUCCACAGCCCCCUGGUGAAGGCCCAAGAUGCAGGCAGGCUCCCUUCUUCACAGCGGCUACUUCCACCCGGUGCUACGCUCCUGGCAGUGUACAGCAACCACCUUCGAUGCCUCCAACCUCAUCUACCCCAUUUUUGUGACUGACAGCCCUGAUGCGGUGGAGCCGAUCCCCAGCCUCCCUGGACAAGCCAGGUAUGGAGUCAGCAAGCUGGAGGGGAUGCUGCGUCCCCUCGUCGAGGACGGUCUGAAGUGUGUGCUCAUCUUUGGGGUGCCCAGCAAGGUCCACAAGGAUGAGAGAGGCUCCGCCGCUGAUGCCGAGGACACACCUGCCAUCCAGGCUAUCAAGAAGAUCCGCUCCACCUUCCCAGAGCUGCUCAUUGCCUGCGAUGUCUGCUUGUGCCCCUACACCUCCCACGGGCAUUGUGGCAUCCUGCGUGAAGAUGGCACCAUCCAGAACGAGACCAGCUGCCUGCGGCUGGCAGAAGUGGCGCUGGCCUAUGCCAGAGCAGGCUGCCACAUCGUUGCCCCCUCAGAUAUGAUGGAUGGGCGCAUCGCGGCCGUGAAGAAGGCGCUGAUCUCCAAUGACUUGGGCAACAAGGGAUGCUGCGCUAUCCAAACCUGCCUUCGGAGACAGGAAAUGCUACCAGCUGCCCCUGGGUGCCAGGGGCCUGGCGAUGCGUGCCGUGGACCGGGACGUGCAGGAGGGAGCGGACAUGCUGAUGGUAAAGCCGGGGAUGCCCUACCUGGACAUCGUCAGGGAUGUCAAGGCUCGACACCCCAUGUACCCGCUGGCCGUGUACCACGUCUCGGGGGAGUUCGCCAUGCUGUGGCACGGGGCCCAGGCCGGGGCCUUCAGCCUGGAGGCUGCCGUCAGGGAAACGGUAACGGCCUUCAGGCGCGCAGGGGCCGACGCCAUCAUCACGUAUUUCGCGCCGCAGCUCCUGCGCUGGCUGAGGGAGGAGACGGCGGCGGCGGCGGGACGGAACUGAGCGCGGGGGCGGGACUUCCGGGGGCUGGGGCGGGGCUUCCGGGGCGGGCGGUGCCGCGGCGCAGGUGGGUGCGGGCUGGUUGUCGCCCGUGGGCCCCGGGAGCGCGCGCGUCCCCCGCCGCCCCGCCCCCCCCCCCCCCCCCCCCCCCCGUUCCGGGAGCCCCGGGACACCCCGCACCUCCAGCCCCUGCGUGCCCCGGGUGCGCCCCGGACACCCCCCGGACACCCCGGGUACCGCCCCGCGUGCCCCCCCCCCCCCCGCACACCCCGGGUGCGCCCGGACCCCCAGCCCCGGACACUGCGGGUACAGCCCCGGGUGCACACACCCCCUGGUCUGCACCAGCAGCCCCGGCCUGGGAGACUUUGCACCCUGGGGCUCGGAGCAGGGCCGUCCCUCCCCCGCCCUAUCUCGAUGCACACCCCAGAGGGGGCCUGAACCCCCCCACGGGGGCCACUGACACCAGUGGGUGUGACGCGGGCCAGGGGCCGGUGCCCUCACCCCUCUGA
Molecule: messenger RNA, 1709 nt
Organism: Grus americana (Whooping crane)
Lineage: Eukaryota; Metazoa; Chordata; Aves; Gruiformes; Gruidae
Gene: ALAD
Product: aminolevulinate dehydratase
Exons: 11
Coding region: 243-1709 (488 amino acids)
Biological process (GO): heme biosynthetic process
Cellular component (GO): cytosol
Molecular function (GO): porphobilinogen synthase activity; zinc ion binding
Source: RefSeq, a predicted model, not a curated record